Messenger RNA from Cryptotermes secundus, 664 nucleotides. RefSeq lists its product as uncharacterized. The record is from RefSeq and is a predicted model, not a curated record. Lineage: Eukaryota; Metazoa; Arthropoda; Insecta; Blattodea; Kalotermitidae. The coding region runs from base 204 to 584 and encodes 126 amino acids. The transcript has 3 exons.
GGUUGGCAGGAGAGCCUACUCGAAGAAGAGGGAAAACUUCGGAUGUUUGACGUACCGUGUGAGAACAGGAGUUGAGCACAGAUGAGACUACGAGCUGUGAGAGUGGGAAUUAAAUGCAAGAAUCUUGGUGUUAUUUCCGCUAGCCUGGCCCAGUCUUCUGCUACAGCCUGUAGCAAUUACAUUCUCAGGUAUCGGUGCAAGCAAUGUCAAAUGUUGGCGGAUUCAAUCAGUUUUUGAUUAUGAAUACAAAAUUGCAGCCUUCAAGAACAAUGGAGGGUUACGAAGAUGUUAAAAGUAUCAGUUAUUCUAAUAACAAAAGUAAGAAAUCGUACAAAGUGGCAACGCGUUGUAUUUUCGUACAAGGCCACCAACCCGUACUGCUACACGCUCUUCUACUUCAAUUCAAGGCAGUUAAAACAUCAGGAACAAUUCCGGAGAAUCCAGUCCACAGGCAGCCCCAAGACGCUACGGUGGACCAAAUCCAGAGCCCACGGGACGCCCUGACGACAGCUCUGACCUUGAUAUAUAAUUCAAAUGUUCACUUACCAGCAUACAGUAUUAGUAGCGGCACUGCGACAGACUGAUCACCCGUCCAAGGAGUCCGACCAACUGUCUACAAGAUCCAUAGUUCCAGGUUAAUACUGAAUGGAAUAGGCCGGAAGGC